UUCUUCCCUGUUGGGUCCCAGUUCCUGAAUCAUUUGUCUUUUUUGAUUUGGAGGCCUUGAUUUUGGGAACACAUACAUCAGUAUCCUCCCAGGAAAGUCAGCAUGCCUGGGAAUGGGCGGAGGGAUGGAUGACUGUUUUGAAAUUUUGCUGCAUGUCUAAAGAUGUCUUUAUUUUACCCACAUAAUUGAUUUAUAAUUUGGAUUGAUAUAGGAUUUUGUGUUGUUAAUUAUGUUCCCUCAAAUUUCACAGGUUUUCUCCACUGAAUUCUAGCUUCCAGGGAGGCUAUCAGUAAUUCCCAAGCCAUUUUAAUGCUAAUCUUUCUCUGCAAGCUUUUAAGGUACUCUCAUUGUCUCAGGCUUUCCCACUGAGGGUUCUUUUCAUUCACUGCAAUGCCUGCAAGUAAACUCUUUAGAAUUUGUGCUGCAGACAUUUAUCAAGCUCUUGCUAUAUGCAAGAACUAUCUUAAAACUCAUGUCUGGAGUGCUAUAAAAUUUUCUUUUAUUAUUUCCUAUUUCCUACCCUUCAUUUUCUGUCUUCUCAAUUUAUAGUGCUCCUACAAUCUGUCUGUUGGAUAUCAGAUUUGACUCUCUAAUUUUCUUACCUUUUCUCACUUAUUUUCAUUUCAGUUUCUUUUGAAUAGUUAUCCUCCUGUUCAAGAGAUGUCCUAAAUUAUCUUCUGUUGUUUAAAAAAAUGCAACUUCUUAACCAUCUGAUUAAAUUAAUUAAAGUUUUAAAGUUUAUUUUUUCAUUUAUCUUGUUUCAUGUAAGUUCAUUUUUUUCUGUUUUGGAUUUUUUAUUUCAUAAUAGCCGCAUGUCUCAAAUAAUUGGAUGUUACUCCACUUCAGAGUAUGGCUUUGAGAACUGGUAGUAAGCUACGAGAGACCAGGCUUGUUGUCUGCAACUGUUUUCUCUAGGACUAAUAAAUUCUGCUAAAGCUGGUCCUCCAUUCUCCUGCCAAUCAGGAUAUAAAGCUAGCAUCCUUCAAUCUGAAUCUUCCAGGGGAAGGAAAGAGAAAGAGUGGACCAAAUGUCUCACCAUUUAGAAUGAAAAUGAUCACCCAGUGCCGGCCUUCCUUUCAUGGUCAGUGUGUCUUCUGUCCACUUAUGGAAAUCUUGAUGAUAACGCCUUUCUCCCAGAGUCAAGGACGGACAGCUGCUCAGCUUUGUGGGAUGAGAGAAGGCAUCUGAGGAUAUAACUGUUCCCUACAAUGUUUCAUUCCAUUCAUCUGGGUCAGCAGCCUCCCACACUCCUCUUUCUGAGCUACCUGGUGCUUCUAGUCCCUGAGUGUUUUCAAGGUUUUGUGGUCUGUUUUUGGCUUCUUUUCAUUAGGCGUGUACAUUCCCAGAAAGUUCAAAUCUGUGUGAGUUACCAUUUGGUGAUGACUCAUCUGCUGUUUUGUCUGCUGUUUGUGUCUAUGUUCUUACCAUUUGGGGGAUUUUGGGAGAUAAGCAUAUAUGUUCAAUUGGGUGCAUUUAAUUUCAAGUCUAUUUUACUGUUUCGUUCUAUCCAUUUUUCCUUUGGUCCAAACAUUUUCUCUCCUCUCAUUUUAUUCUUCCCAGUCUCCAAGUACCCUAAAGCAAUGAUCGUGGCCUGCCAUCGGUCUGUGAAGUGGGCAGCCAAGUCAUGGCAGGACUGAUUUUCAAGAGACAGGAACUACGAAAGGUGGCCUGACCUCAGCCUGGACUAUGGCUUUUGAGGGGGACUGGCAGGGGGUUGCUGGGCUGGUCUGGGGAUAGGAGGCAGCUGGUCAGCAAUAAUUACUACAGGCUGAGAAUUGCUCCAGGCUGCCUGGAAAGGAAAAGAUGGGCAUUGUAGGGAUCACCUGGACCUGGUCAGGAGAUUCUCAGAAACUCUAAGGAGAUUCUGGGGUGGUUGAGGUCACCAACUAAAAGGCAAGAAUGAUUUCAGUCUGCUGCAUUCAUGAUUACAGCUCCAUGGUUUUCUAGCUGUGGAGCCCUUAGGAAACUUGCUUAAUUCUCUGAAAUUCAGUUUGUUCAGCUGCAAAAUGGGGUCAUUAGCCAUACCUUCCUCCUAGAGUUGUGAAGUUAAUCCUUUAAUAUAUUAAAUGACUAAUAUAGCUUCAUGUAGUGACUCAAGAAAAAAAUGGUGUGGGAGGACUAGUCUUAUCAUGCUUCAUGUGUGACACAUGGUAUAUCCUGUUAAUAAACGUUUGUUAACUAGUUGAGUGAAAUACAUCUAGAGCUAAUUAUACUGAAUUGAAUUUUAUAGCCAGUUUUCUAUGCUAGGCAAGAAAACUAACAAAAAAACAUUUUAGCUGUUGCUUUUAGCUGGAAUAAUUAGCCACAUAGCACUGCAAUUGAAAAGAUGUAUAUUUCCAAAUCUCUUCCAAAUAUUCCAAUCUACACCGCCAGGUAGACAAAUCAUGACUGAUUAACCAAGAGCUAUGCUUUGUUUGGUCCAGUAACAACUCUGCCCCAGGCACGUCGGCACAGUCUUCCAGGGACUCUGACUGAUCAGCAAAGAACCAAAUGGCUGGUAAUUUCUAAUUUAUAAACACUGCUUGACGUAGGCAGUUGGGCAUUCUGCCACACUGCUAUGGCCUGAAAUGGCCCAACCACUUUUCAGUGCACGAAAAGCAAUUUCAAGUGACUUAAUAACUCUUUACCUACCCCCCUCUGUUGGGGUCCACAGACAACAUUGGAUGGAGAUGGCCACCAAGUGGCCUCAGGACAAGGAGCUCAGAUUACUGCUUCCCAGGGUUUCUAGCUGAACAAUGAGUAUAUUGUGAAGGUCCCAUCUGUCAAAGUAAUCAAAGUAUAAAGAGGGAAAUGAUACAAUUAGACCUUUAAGACACAUACAUUUAUCUUUGGUUUUUCAAAACUGAUCACAAUUUGGCCAGGCUUCCCUUGGCGAAGAAGACAGAGAUUGGCAUUCUUUCAUGCAAACUGAAAUCUUGCCUAAAAUGAAUCUCCGAGUACAAAGGUGAGAAAACAGAGAAGCAAGUAGGACUAUUGAGGGAGGCAUGGAAAAAAUCCUGUAUAUAAACUAAGUGUUCCAACAAGACAGAUAACUAAUUAGCUUAGGUUAAGCACUAUUUUUUUUUUAAUGAAACAUAUCCACCUGCUAAUAGCAUGGAAGGCUAUACACAGAAAAAAAAAAAAAAAAAAGAACUGAGAUAACUCCCGAUGGUAAAAGGCCACUGUCCUCUCUGGUUGCUGUGACCUCCAUCAGUGUUGCUGCUGGACUCCCGGUUCCUUCGUCAGUUCUCUUCUGUACUGAGGGGCUCAUGCAGAACUCGCGCUCUCACUUUCAGCCUCCUUGGCAGCUACAGUCGUGUGCUAGACCCCCACUGUUUGAAACUGGUGGGAUGCUCCUCCGCCUUUCAGAUGCUUUCUCUCUGCUCACCCCAAAGUCAUUCCUCACCUCUGCCAUCAGCCAUCUAUGCACCGGUUACACACAAGCCCCACUGCUUCAAAGCAGCCAUCCUCCCUCAGUGACCUGAGCCCAGACUGCCACACUCAGACUAACCAUCUUUUGACCCUGCCUGGGGCCACAUGGUACUAGUUACAAUUUCCCCACAAAAAUCAUUACCUUCCUGAAGGAGAACUUUUCUUCUUCCUAUCUUCCCCAUUCCCUUAGACCAAGAUAAGCAAGACUUAUUAUCCAGGUGCUAUGGCCUCUUCUUGCUUCUCUGGUGAAUGAAUUAUUGGGUAUUCGGGGCACCUACAACCUUGUCUGGAUCUGAAAGGGCAUCAGAUGGAAGGCAGGCAGACACCCAGACAUCCCUUAACAACUCUGAAUGCCAUUAGGCUGGUGUCCUUCUUCCUGCAAGGUGCCUUAGAGCAAGGGCUCAUCAUCACUUGUCUAGACAAAAAUCCUGAUCUGUUUAAUGAAUCUAGCCUUACAAGAACCUCAGACACAAGCAAGAGCGUCACCCCAGAACCAUUCCUAAGAAAUGUGUGUUUAAGAACCUGAAUGGAAUUCCUAGGCCAUAUUUUGUCCUGCCAACACAAGGGCAUAAUACUGGACUAAAUGUUGGUGAAAUGUCCCUGAAGAUGAUUAGAAAUAUGCAGUAAUUUUUGGGGUCCACUGUUGAUUACUCCUAACUUGUUCUUCAUUUUUCUACCUUGAUGAUAGAAACAAUCUCCUUGGGAAAGGGAAGUGCUUCCCCAGUCCCAGUCACAUCUGUAAACUUCUGGCAUUUAAAAACUGGGUUGAUAUUUACUGUGGUGCCAGUCACACUCUACCUUACAUGAACAAAGGCUUCUCAUUUUAAAGGAAGUAGGGAAUCCCUUUCCAGGAUUGAUGUCUUCAGGAAAUAAUACUGGGGAAAGUCAGUUGACUAAUGUUAGAGCUGGACUUUUAAUGAUCAAGACUACUUUUGGCCACCUAGACUGCUGCUUCUUAUGAGAGCUGAAGCAGACCUAGAAAUUCCGACUUUGAGGGAUUAGAUCAGGUUUCAAGGCAUUUUAUGUCUUCACCAAGUAGGAGCAACCAACCAAGAAAGCAUCAUAUAUAUCAAGGACAAUGGGGUUACUCCAAUUUUACACAUUUUCUGUCCCUAUAACUUCAAGCCACAGGUAAAUGAAAUGACCCAGUGAAGCCAGUUCAUCACUGAGCUCCAUCCACAGCCCUUUAAAUCUAACUGGUUCACUCACACAUCAUGGUGCAAAGAGCAUGGAAUCAAAUUAUAAAUAUCGAACUCAUCUCAAAUAUUUGCCUAACACUCUCAGGCUUUGCCACCUGACCUGUUAUUUCCAGCUCCUCAAUCUUCUGGCUGUUCCAGCUCCCCAAAUUUGGCUUUAAAUCCUCUUGCUAUUUAGCACUCCAUUUGAACCUCAUUAAUUGGUUUUUAAACUCAAACCCCUGCUAUACUCUUGGGAUCACAGCAGGGCUGUUUCCCUAAAUGUUUUGGCUUUCCAGAAUGCUGACUGUCACUCACACCCCACCAUUAUGUCCAGGUCAGCCCCCUUAAGCUCCUUUUUAAAUUUUUGUUAGAGGAAGAUGUGAUUAUUCAUUAAAUGCCUAAAGAAACGUUGCCAUAUAAAAUAUUUUAACUGAUUUGUUUUUAACUUUUUGAGCUAUGUGUAUCCCCUCUCCAACCCAAGUACAUAAUGCUGUAAGUCAACCUAACUCAUUUUUGAAGACUUCCAUUAGAUGUGCUGCUGCUAUGGCCUCCUAUCUCUAUAUCCACAGCUACGUUCUCAUGUUAUUGACACUGAACUAAGCAAUCCAUUAAUACAUACAAACAUACUCACAAAAAAUUAAUCUUCCUUUCAUCCCUAAUUCCUGCUUGCAAAUGGAUAGUCUUUGCCAUAUCUGUGUUUGCAUCUGAUUCUGAUUCUUGGCCAUUAUUUUCCCCUGGAUUCAGUUAAAGUCACUUCUUCCCAUUCCUGCCAUUUUCUCCCAGCUGACUACUCAGCCACCUUUACACAGCAGUAUGUUCUGAGACAAUCUUAUGCCAAAAAUUCUGUGUUUGCUCUUGAGGACAGAACUAAAAUAGAUAAGGCAAAAUUAUAGCAAAAAAUGGUAUCUUAAUAUAAGGAAAAUCUAGCCAUGUGUGGUAUUUUGCUAAAGCUGGCUAUCUCCGAAGUGAUGAACUCAACUGCAAUUAAUAUACUUAAGUCAAGGUUGAAGGACUAACAUAAUAAAAUAUUUUUUUUUGGAAAGAGAUGCAUUAGAGAACUCCAAAGAGUCUUUCUACUUCUAAUAUUAUAUGAAAAUAAUAUGUUCAAAUAACAUUAAACUCAAUUUUGUCUGAGGCAUCAAAGGCUGAGAGUAAAUGGUGACUUUCACAUCCCCAAGUGAGCUGAAGGAGCAGACUCCCUGCAAAGCACAUGUUAUGGGAGUGAAACUGAUUCUGCCAGCAUAGGGAGCCAACCAGGAAAAGAGAAUUGUUGCGGAGAAAGGGAUAACCCCAUAGCCUCUGCCAUAUAUAGUUGCUGAACACCAUUCUCCCACCUCCUCCAACCAAGUCUAAGCUUUGAAGAGAGAGCUUGACUUGUGUUCUUAUGCCCAGGGAAAUGCAUAGAAAUAAAGAAUGGGGCCAGACACAAGUUUGAGAAAUUUAAAGGUGACAGAAGUCACUAAAGCUGCCUUCCUCAUGGUACAGCAAGAUGACACAAGUCCUAGAAAGGGAGCUACACUUACAAUAACAGGCUUAGUUUCCCCAUGGGGCAAAUGAAGCUGUUCUUGAGCCGUCCUGAAAGAGCCUCCACCCAAGAGGGUUGCCUGAAUACCAAGGGGAUCUUAAAACAAUGUGAUACAGUGCUAGGAUCCAGGGUCUGAGGGAGGAAGUGGGAAGCUGAUGCUGGAAGAAGCGUUCAAGUAUCAGCUAAUACUCAGCCAAUCAAUACACACCACUAUAUGUGGAGGUCCCUUGUGUGUUUUGAGGGUACAUAGAAUGAAUUGCUUGGAAUGAUGGGGAGUUUGGGGAACUAUCACUGGAGGAUUCGAUUAGGACCAAACUUUGAAGGUCAGCCUAAAUUGUAUGAUCUAAAUCAAUACAUGAAUUCAGCAUAGAUAUUAGGCUGAGAAAGAUCAUGAUGUCAGAUGAUUGGGAAAUAUAUUCUUCCUUGGUCCCACUUAUUUCCCUAUUAUGAAGCAGAUUUUUCCCAAAUUAAAUUAAACCAAUUUCUAUUGAGGUUUAUUCCUUCAUAUUCUUUCCUUUAUCCUUGUACUCAGCUUUUUGCUUUCCAUGUGUUUUUUGUUCACCUACAUGAAGUCAGAUUUAAUCGUGUCUUCAGUGCUCUAUGCUAGUGUUACAUUGCCUGCUAAUAUCAUUCCUACUUCCUGAGAUCAUUAAACACAAGACAUUGAUACAUCUUAUCAGAGUCUUUAUUUCAAUUAUUAUACACCAAACCCAAACUUUCUGUCUAAUGUGAUCCUCACUUCCUUAGAAAUGCAUCUGACUUGAUCAUCAAAUCAUUUUACUUAAGCCUUUCAAAAUUUAGUUAAAAAAUCAAUUCGUCUAUAAUGCAUACAAUAUUUCUAUAGAAUUAAAGUCAUUAUCCCAAAGGAAAAAUUCCAAAUUAAGGUUAUUGAAAACUAUAUCCAUCCUAAAAAAAUUCCACUGUGCCUCACCUUACUUCCAACUUCUAUUUAAUUCUUAUUUGAGCCUAGGCUCUUUCGUCAGAUAGGGCUGGGUUUUUGAAGGAGCUGUCCACCCUAGCAAAUGUCUCAGCAUUUCAAAAUAUUAAUUAUAACAGUAGUCAAUUAGAAAUGUUUCUGGCAACUUUCUAGCUCUGAAAGUGUUUUCUAAUAAUAACUAUUGGUGAUAUUAAUAAAGAAUCUUGGGAAAAAGGAACAACUAUAUAAAAUUAUAUUUCUCAAUACACAUUACUAUUGUCUCUUAUGUCUGUUGCAUAUUUUUAUUUGUUUACUUAGUGCCAAAAUCCUGGAACUGCGCUUGUGGGACAUGUACAAAGAAAGUGUCUCUGGUCUCUGAGGUCUUUCCUGAUUCACCAAAAUGUAUUAGGAAAGCAAAGUGACUGUCUUGGCAAAGAACCACAGUAUUUUGCUGCAUUUGUUUGUUUUUAUUAACACAACUCAUAUUUGAAAUAAAAACACAUUUUAUACCAUACUCUUUGGUCCCCUCAUUUUACAUAAUAUCACAACUUAAAUGCAUUUUUAAAAUAAGUGUAUAUAGAAGGGUGUUAUUUUUGUUUUCUGACUUUAACAGUUGAGAGAGUGUGUGUGCGUGUGUGUGUUUUAAGAAUUCCUUUAGGUCAGUUCAAUUUAUCUCAUUUUGUUUUGUUUGUGUAACUUAAAAUCACUAAUCAUUUUCUUGUUUAAUGUUAAAAUAGUUCAGAUAAAAUGCGAAAGCAAGAAAUUGCACCUGAUACUUGAAAGUCACUAUUCCUGACAGCACUUCAUCUUUUUUCAUGCCCAUAUUGGCUUUUCUCCCGGCCCAUCCAUUCCUUAAUGUAAGUGUUAUAAAUUGCUCUAAAGUGCCAUAAAGCAUAAUACACAUAAAUCAAUAUUUCUUGGUUAAAAACUUAGAAAUUCUGGUCCGCCUCAGGUUGGUUAUAGGUGUCCUGAAUCUAUCAUGUCCCUUGCUUAUUUCUUCUUACCAGAAGUCAUUUCUGGGCCCAAGAAUGCCUCCCUUUUUGUUUUUCUCUCUGACCCUUGUCCCCUGGACACUUGCAGUGACACAUCAGGAUGGAUUGUGGGGAAGAUAUCAUCCAGCAGCCUUAGAAAAGCCCCAUUCUUUUUCCUUUUGGCCUCUGAUCCUGGCAACUUUGGAGGAGUGCAGUGAUGUUCUCAGACAAAGUCAGACCGCAGGCUGGCAAUAUGUCAAGCUCAUCUGAGGCAAAUUCCAGUUUGUCAUGGGAAAAAAAAAUGUUCAUUUUCUUCUGGGAUUCAAUGAAUUAAGCAAAAGCCCACUCUUUUCCUUCUGGUUUUUGCAAAUGUGUCAUCUGAUCUAAAUGGAACACCUGCAGGCAGCUUAAUGACAAAAAUGACACAUUUGAAUUCUGCUAUCUUUGGAAUUUUUUAAUAUGAUCAUAUGCUGCACCCUUGGGUAGAAAACCACAUCCCUCUCCUGGAAAUGACAGCUUGCCCCCACAGCCAACUGACGCUAUUUAUGUGGCGUUGUUGUUAUUUAUUCCCAUCUCAAAGGGGAUGAUUGAAUGGCUUUGUGGUUUCUCCCAAGACGCUGUAGAGCUAUAUAGUAUGAAAUCUGCAAGCUCAGGUGAUCAUCUUUCUUGAGAAGAUUUUCACAGAUGGCUCUUUGGAAAUUGCAUGAAAAUGUUGGUAGGACAUUAGACAAAGUGAUUUUAUUAAGCUUAUUGACUCACAGUUCACUUUUCUUACUAAUUGUGAUCCUCUGCACACAGAAGGCAGACUGCCUUCUCCCUAAAACCUCACUCAGCUCCAGCAGAAAGCAGGCUCUUCCUGGAUAUUAAGAAGCAGCUUUUGCCUGAGGAAGACACAGCUACCUAGAUUGUGUUUCAUGGGAAUAAGAAUGGGGAGAAUGAGACAGACUCCAAUCCCCCAGUUAUCUCCCUCCCACCUGUCCCAGUCUCAAACACUUUCAUUGACAUUCAUUCCUUAGGAUUUGGAAAACUUGUAGAUCAAUAGAAAACUAAGUGAUCUCUAAGUAUAUGAAAAGAUGCUAAGCUGUACUCAUAAGGGCAAUAUAAAUAGCAAAGAUCCUCAGAUGUCAUUUUUUACUAAUGAUAUUGGCCAAACAAUUUUAACACAAGAAGAUUUUGUUAUGUCAUUGCUGGUGAUUCAAGCCUUGUGGAGGAGCACUAGGAAUAGCUAUCAAACUUACAAAUGCAAUUGUUCUUGGAUUUCAGCAAUUCCAAUCUUAGGACUUGAUCCUAUAAAAAAAACCCUGCAUAUAUGAAUGACAAAUAUAUAAAAUUAUUUCUUGCAGAGUUCUGUAAAUAUCAAAAUUCAAAACAACUUAAACUUCUUCACUAAGGGACUGGUUAAAUUAACCAUGGUAUAUCCACAGAAUUGACUAUUAUACAGUAGUACAAAAGAAAGCGGCAGCUCUUAAUAUACUGGAAAUAUCUCUAGGAUGUAUCUUUAAAUGGAAAAACAAAGACAUAGAACAGUACAUAUGUGUUAAUAUAUGUAUACAUGAAAGAGGAAAAAAAUUCAUAUUUAGUCUUGUUUUCUAUUUGCAUAAAGAUAUACUUAAAAUAUAAAUUAAAAACUAAUAAUAGGGGUUACCUGUGGGAAGUGAUGAAAGGAACAAAACUGAUGAGAUUGGAGAGAAGAGUAAGAAUUCUCAAUGUAUACUGCUUUGAUUUUUGAGCUAGGUGAAUGUGUAACUAUUCAAAACAUUUUAAAAAUAAGAAGUCAUAUAUUUAUUUACUUUGUAACUCAUUUUAUUGUGGUAAAACAUAUAUAACAAAAUUUGCCACUGUAACUACUUUUAAAUUGACAAUUAAGUGGCAUUAAUUACAUUCACAAUGUUGUGCAACCCUCACAACUUUCGAUUUCCAAAAAUUUUCCUCAACCUAAACAGAAACUCUGUAUUCAUUAAGUAAUAAAUUUCUGUUCUCCACUCUCCUCAUCCCCUGGUAACCUCUGAUGUACUUUCUGUUUCUAUGAAUCUGCCUACUCUAGAGAUUUCAUAUCAGUGGAAUCGUACAAUAGUUGUCAUUUUGUGUCUGACUAAUUUCAUUUAGCAUAAUGUCUUCAAGGUUCAUCCAUGUUGUAGCAUGUAUCAAAAUUUUAUUCCUUUUUAUGGCUAAAUAAUAUUUUAUCAUAUGUAUAUAACAUUUUAUCUAUUCAUCUGUAGAUGGACAUUAGGGUUGUUCCCACCUUUUGACUGUUGGGAAUAGUACGUCAAUACACACUAGCAUGUGAGUACCUGUUUGAGCCUCUGUUUUCAAUUAUUUUGGUUAUUUAUGUAGAAGUGACUUGCUGAGUCAUGUGGUAAUUCCAUAUGUAGCUUUCUGAGGAACUUCCAAACCAUUUUCCAUGACAGCUACCCCUUUUUACAUUUCUACCAGCAAUAUACGAGGGUUCCAAUUUCUCUACACCCUCACCAACACUUGUCAUUUUCUGCUAUUUUGAUUAUAGCCAUCCUAAAGGGUAUGGAGUAAUAGCUCCUUGGGGUUGACCUACUCAAAAUGUUUAAGUUGAUAAGAAAGCUAUUCAUAAAUGCCUUCUAUUAAAAUGUAGAAGACAAAAUUGAUGGCUCCCACCUGUAAUCCCAGCACUUUGGGAGGCCGAGGUGGGAGGAUCACUAGAGCUCAGGAGUACAAGGACAGCCUGUGCAACAUGGUGAAACCUCCAUCUCUACAAAAAAUCCAAAAAUUAGCCAGGUGUGGUGGUGUGUGCCUGUGGUCCUAGCUACUUGCGAGGCUGAGGUAGGAGAAUCGCUUGAGCCUGGUAUGUAGAGGUUGCAGUGAGCCAAAAUUGCACCACUGCACUCCAGCCUGGGUGACAGAGUGAGACCCUGUCUCAAAAAAAAAAAAAAAAAAAAGAAAGAAAGAAAAGAGUAAUACUGUGAAGAAACACCAUCUCAAAUUUGUUACUAAAUCAACAAGUUGGCUGACAUUUAGCAGACCUCAGGUUGCCAAGGUGUGGGCACUGGGUAGGCCCUAUCCUCUGAAUGUACAUAAAAGCCACUCGUAAUUACAGUUGUUAUUAUUAUUGUUGAAUGUCUAUCAAAUGCUAGCAAUUUAUGCCAUUAUUUUCCCCUGAAAGUUCUCUGAGGUAGAUAUUUUUUAUCCCUAUUUGAUAGAUGAGGAAGCUGAAGUCCUUCCAGGAUAAGAAAGCCAAAGUCAAACUGCUGGUAAAUGGCAAUGCCAGGAUUUGAAUCAAAGUUGUCUUGAUGUCUGGACUUUUUUCCACCCAAAACAAGGCCUUUAGGCCCAAGUCUUUUCCUUUCUUUCUGAUUUGAUACUGUGGCAUCUGAGCUAGUUUACACCAUUUUCUCUGAAAUCUCAGGCUCGCAAGACACCACCAAAGAACACAGAUCUUUCUAUCAGCUUGGCACCUGGAGCUUUCUCCUUUCUCUGAGACCUGCAAAUUUGAAUAUAUCUGCAGCCAAAUGGCAGGUUCCUUCACAAAAGGAAGUAAGCUGUAAUGCACAAGAGAUAGGCUGACUGCUUCGCUAAUCUGAACUGGGAUCUGGCAGGAGAAAGGUGAGCAGACCCAAUGGCCAGAGCUUUCCAUCCAUGAUCUGACAAGUGGAAUGAACGGUCAACCCCUUCUUUGUAAAUCAUGCCUUCCUCUGAGCACAGUGCCCUCAUCUGUGAAUAGCUGCUGCCAAAAUGCUGGAUGAAGUGGCCUAACCCACCUAAGAGAGUCUACUGAAAAGCUCACCAAUCACCUCUUCACCAGGUCCAUGAGUGAGUGGGGUUGUUAGCAACACCCAUCUGCACACAGGGAAAUAUGAAGUCCCAGGAAAUUCAUGAUCUUGCCAACUGUGCUGAAUUCUUUCCCAUACAAACACAAACUGCUUUUUUUACCACUUCACUGCAACACAGAGAAGAUUUUAAUAUAAUAAAUUACAAUAGGAUAUAUUACAAUGGUAAUACACACACACACACACACACACACACACAUAUGAAAACUACUCAUUCAGGGAAAACACCACAAUUCUGUUGUAUUAGUCUGUUCUCACACUGCUAGUAAAGACGUACCCAAUAGUGGGUAAUUUAUGAAGGAAAGAGGUUUAAUUAACUCACAGUUUGGCAUGGCUGGGGAGGCCUCAGUAAACUUACAAUCAUGGCGGAAGGGGAAGCAAACACGUCCUUCUUCACAUGAUGGCAGGAAGGAGAAGCCAUCAUGUGAUGGGGAGAAGCCCCCCAGCAAAGGGGGAAGGCCUUAUAAAAUCAUCAGGUCUCAUGAGAACUAACUCACUAUCACGAGAACAGGAUGGGAGAAACCACCCCUGUGAUUCAAUUAUCUCCACCUGGUCCCUCCUGCAACAUGUGGCGAUUAUGGGAACUACAAUUCAAGAUGAGAUUUGGGUGGGGAUGCAGCCAAGCCAUAUCAUCUGUCUUGGUAGAUUGUUGAUUUGAGCUCAAAGGGAAGGUCAAAAAAAGUGAGAUCUGAAGCCUGUUGGAAAGAUCUGGAAUACAUGUUCCACUCUGCUUUUUCCUUUGUUCUACUUGUAGCAGUGUGACUGUCCACCCAUCUCAGGAAUCUGCAGGACCCUGCUCUUGCCUCUUUUUUUUUAGGUUUAAUUAUUUUUAAUAUUUUAUCAUAAGUAGUAAAAAUAAAAUGUGAAAUUUCUUUUCAUUGUAAACUUUGAAGACAGAAAAAGUGAAUUCCCCUUACUUCUCCCCAGUCUCCUUCCACAUGGAUAUUUUCUAUUACUAAAUCCUUGUGUAUUUCUCAAGGUCUUUUAAUAAACACGUUAGUACAUUACAACUCAGCUUUUUAAUCAGUAAACCUCUAUACAACUAAUAUUUUUUGAGCACUUAAAGGCUAUGGGUUAGGCACAGGGGAUAUGGAAAGAUUAAGUCAUAAUAUAUUGAAGACUUUUGCCAGGAAUUUUGCUGAGGGGUUCAUUUUUGGUAUUGUAUUUAAUCUGCACAACAACCCCCCAAAAUGUACUACCAUAUCAAUGAGAAAACUGAAACUCAGAGAAGCUGAGUAAUUUCCCAAAGGUCGCACAGAUGAUAGAACGCAGAGCCCAGAUUCAAACAGAGGGGUGGCUGUCUAGAGUACCUAGUCUUAAACACACAGCACAGCAAUAUACUAAAAUAAUUGUCAGCCUUUUGUCCACUCUGUAAGACCCUCUUCUCAAGACUUUACAUAGAUUGGCUUAUUUAGUGUUCAUGGGAACUUGAAUGCAGGUUAUUAUGCCCAUUUUACAGAUGAAGAUACUGAGGCACGAUGAGGUUAAUUACCAUAUCAAGAUUAUGCUAGUUACAAGUGCAGAGCUGGGAUUGGAAUUUCUACAGUCUGGUUCCAUAGCUGCUUCUCCUGACUCCCAUAUUAUGAUGCCUAUUCUAAUGUUAUGUGCAUAGAUGCAUACUCAUGCUUGAGUACUCUGCAGCUCUUAAUCACGUUUGCUUAGAGUUUUUAACAACAUUGAAAAAUGCUUAGUUAUAAUGUAACAAAAAAUAGACAAUUGCAUAUAUGGUAUGAUUCUAAUUAUAUCAACUAUAUAUAGCAGAAAAAAUUUGUGAGAAAUUAAUUGGUUUUGGUUCCUCCUGAUAUAGAGUUUUUUUUGUUGUUAUUAUUUCAAGAAAGUCACCCAUUCUCUGUGUUUCCAUAUCUCAUUGGAGACUUUCGUAUCGCUUUGUUCUACUUGUAACAGUGUGACUGUCCACCCAACCCAGGACUCUCUUUUAUCUCUUUUUUUAGGUUUAAUUAUUUUUAAAAUUGUAUUAUGCCUAUAAUAAAAUUAUAUUAAUAAAAUUAUUAUAGGCAUAAUAAUAAUGGGAAGGUCCAAAGCAGAAGUUUCCUGACACUCCACAGAUGCCAUGCUCACCUCCACCCCAGCUUCCUAGAAAAGGUUGUGCUAAGUGGGGAUAUGGAGGGAUGGCUGAGAGGCAAGUGUUUCUAGAGUGAAAAAGCGGAAACAGGAGAAUUAGCAAUGGAGAGAUUAGGAGCUUCUCCCGUCACUGGGAAGUGGUUGAGACUUUUUUUUCCCCCUCAGUUUCCUUCUACAUGGUGACAGCCAGCCUACUAGUAAUAGAACUUUUGGAGGAAUAGUGCAAUUGUGUGGUGCCCUUUCAUAGGUUUGGGGGGAAAAUGGUAGAAUAUUAAAACUCAUGGACUGGGAGCCCAUAUCAAAGGUUCCUACACCUGGCUUAAAAAAGUUGGAGAACUGUGGUGGCCAGUGUGGAAUGGAGAACCACACUCUUUUUCAGAAUUCAACUGCAGAAAACCACACACGACUCUUUUGAAAGACACCCUGCCUACCCAAUCUCCAUCCAAGAUAGGAGUUAAUAAUUACUGGGAUUUUCCUCCAACUCAGCUGGUGAGGACUACAAUUUAAUUUGAUUUAAAAACAGAAGGAAUGUGACAUUCCACAUAGAGAGAAGACACAAGAAAAUCCCAACAAUUGUCUUCAGGUAGUAGAAUCGUGGGUGAUUUUUUUUUCUUUAUAAUUUCAUAUAUUUUUAAGUUUUCUAUGAUUCUCACUUUCUACUUACAAAAUCAUAAAACCAAUUACUUUAUUUAAACUCUUAUUAGUUAUAUCACUUCCCCAUCCAUCUGGCUUAGUUAUGCUUUAUUUUCAUCUAGACAUUUUUACACUGCAAAUGUUUGUUACAAGUAGGACAGCUAUGAUUUUUCUCUAGAAUCCAAUCCUAGAAUUUGCAUUUAGAUAUAUGUAAAUUAAAACAAUUUAGGCCAACAUCAUUCUAUAUCCUACUUUUAAAAGAAUUUUUGAAAACUAGAGGGGUUUCAUCUUUUUGCUCCCUGCCAUCCUUUAAAUUCAGGAUCAGGAACAUAACAGGCAGCAUGGGCCAAGACAGAGUCAUGGAGGAAUGAAGCCACACCUUGAACAAUGCUCCUCCAAAUGGUGAUUUUUGGCAACUAAUUCAAACAUAAAAAAUGGAAUGUGGGCCAAAUGUAUAGGCCUAGAAGAGAACCUCAUGAGCUGCUUGCAGAGUAACAGCAACCACUUUGCAGUUUCUGCUUGAGCCAGUCACUGGUUUACAGUUGUAGUUCUUCACUUCAAUUAGAUGUGAACUGAUACCAAAAAUAGAUGUACUGUGUCAGGUUACUUUAUCCCAGACUGUAGCCAAGUGUACUAUAAUCCUACAUAAAAACUAGUACUCUUUAAAGACCAUCUCGAGACAGAUCUGUCCUUAAACAGUCCCCCAAGGCUUUAGCACCAGGGCCGUUAAUUUCAGGUACAAUUCCUAGGUAUUCCCUGUUUGUCUCAAACAUGUGAGAGUUUCAGAGGAAUUCCAGUUGCUUGAUAGUAAUUUUUUCUGUGUCCCAUAGUCCCGCCUGUAAUUUGCAUUCCAGUUUUUUGCAAGAACUGAGCUUUUCCUCAAGGCAUUCCACUGUGUUUUUGAGUUUAUUGUCCCGUUGUAACGUGGGCUAAGUAAAUGCAGACUGGGUCCUAACCCUCGGUCUUGUAUGAUUUCUUUGAGCCCAUUUGCCAGCCUUCCUCAUGUUUCCCAGCACCCCAUAGGGGUAUGUUCAGAUAAAUGCUUGCUACUUAUGGCUUUAGAUCUGAACCACCUUUCUUGGCCCAUCCCUGCUAAAAUAUAUACUCUUUGGGUCAUCAUUUCCUCCUAACCCAUCUUUCCAAGCAAUGGAAGAAUACAUCAUCUUACCAUCUUCCUUACUCUCCAACAAAUUAACUUUUUGCAUCUUCAUUCUUCACCACUCAUAUAAUAAAGUUCCAUAAACGUUUAUUGAAUAACCAACCACCUUAUGUUGACCCUAUUUCAGGUACACAAAGGUGAGUAAAAUGAGAUGUUUGCCUAUAAGGAAGCUAUCCUUUAGUGGGUUUAUUUUUUCCUAGGGCUGCCGUAACCAAAUGCAUGACUUAGAACAACAUAAAUGUAUUGUCUCAUAGUUUCGAUGGUUUAAAGUCUGAAACCAAAAUCAAGGUGCUGGUUGGGUUGGUUUCUUCUAAAAGCUGUGAGGGAGAAUCUGUUGCAGGCCUCUUGUAGCUUCUGGUACUCUCAGGCUAUAGCCUCAGUGCCUGUAGCCUCAGGCACUCUCUGGCUUGCAGACAGUGUUCUCCCUGCACCCUGAGUCUUCACAAUGUCUUCUCUGUACGAGCAUCUGUGUCCAAAUUUCCCCAUUCAGGGCCCACCUUACACCGUAUGACCUCAUCUUAACUAAUUACAUCUGCAACAUCCCUGUUUCCAAAUAAGGUCAUAUUCUGAGGUACUGGGGGUUAAUCCCAAAAUAUGAACUUUAGGGGAACUCACUUCAACCCAAAACAGUAGACAAAAAUGCAUACACAUGGGAUUAACUGGAAUAAAAUAUGAAAAGCUGAAUACUAAUGAUAAGCACUAAAUGCCAGCAAAGCACAAAGAAGGAGUGUUACAUUGUGAUUAGGGUAGACUGGGCAGAGAUUGCAAAAUGAAGCACUCAUUCAAACAGCACUGUCAAGGAUUCUCCUGGUGUGGCUGCCUGGAGUAGAGAAGAAUGUCCGGCUGUUGCCGAGCAUGUAAAAGCCUUCCCCUUCUCUGGGCUCUUUAGGGCACACCUUUGACCCAUGUCUGAGUCCACCACAGAGGAAAUGGUCUCCCCACAGCAUGAGCUAUUCAUCUAAUAUCCGAGUAUCAGAGUCUACUGUAUUUAUCAGAUUUAUUAGAUAAAAUCACCUGAGGGCGGAAGUACCAAUAAGUAUGAGUAAUUAAAACACUGAGCAGCAAUAUUAUUAAAGGUAUAUUAAAAUCAAUGACAUCCAUUUGAAAAGAUAUAUUUCACACCCUGUCCUCCACAGUAGGAGAUGUGGCUGAGCAGAAACAGGUCAAGCAGGGAGUAUUGUUAAUGAAAGUCCUCGUGGAAAGGCUGCCUGAGACAAAAUGAGUUAAAAUCUUUAUUGUGUCUUGACAGCCCACAUGAAUCUAUGAUGAUGAUAAAUGUUCUCAUUUAGAACUUUUUCUUUUCCUGAGAUAUUUUACAUGUUAUCUCCAAUUUGCUUUGAAUUUCUCAAAAGACAUAUGCUCACAGAAGAAAGUCUCUGCUUGCUUUUCAUUAAGUAAGAUCUUAUCAGGCUGUUCGCAUGUGGCAUCACAUUUGAACUAUUAAUCUUAUGACAGGAUAUUAAAAAGGGGGGAGGGGAAUUCCUUAACAGGUUGAGGGCCAUUACACUUGAGAAACAGCCCUCAGCACCCAGGAACAAGAACCAGCCCAGGAACUGCAACCGCAAUGACUAAUAAGACUUUCCUGAAGCCAACACUCUAGGCAAAAAGGUUGCUUCUUAGGAGGGUGUACCCUGGACAGAGGAAGCUGAAAUGACUUGUGUGCCGCUUGGCUGGACUGUGGUGCUGCUGGAUCAUUGACCUGCAGGAUCUUGGUGGGGCGCCAGGGAGUGAUUGUUAAUCAGAUUGGUGUCAAGUGAUUGUUAACUCUCAGUGACGUUAAGGCUUCUCUGGAAUUGAGGCACAAACCAGUAAGGCAAAACACAGAUCUAGAGUAAAAAGAAAAAUAAUAAUUCUGUAUCCCUACUAUGGCAAGUCUAUAAAGUACAGAAACACACUAGUGUACACUCAAACACACACACAAAGAGAGACACAAAAGCAACACUCUAAGAAACCAAUAGGAAACUGGCUUAAGAGAAGGCUUUGGGGAUAAGUGAGGUCUUCAUGACUUUCUGGGCCAUAAGGCUGGGACAAGACUUUCACAUUUGUCCCAACAGUAGUGAGAAUCUUUGAUGGAUUUUAAGCAAAGAAAAUACACAACCAGAAUUGUAUUUUUCAAAGGUUAUUUUGACAGUGGUAUGGAUAAUCCAUUUAAAAUACGGCUAGAGAAAGUCAGAAUGCUAUAGAAGUCUAGGUGACCACCUUCGCCUAUGGCUGGCCUAUGGAAAUGAUGAAAGUAUAUAAAUUCCAGGAGAGUUUUGAAGUUCAAAUUAAAGAACUUGAUGAUGGCUUAAAUACCAGGAAUGGGAAAGAGGAGGAUAUCAAGGGAGAUUUCCAGUUUUCUGGGUCUACAACCAGACCAAUGGCAGGGAAUGAGGCAGAAAUGGGGAUAGCAGACAUGGUGGGGCAGGUCAUGAGUUGGAUUUUGGACAUAUUAUGUUUGCAAUGCCUAUGAAGUAUCUAAGUAGGGAUGUUAAGUUGUUUAUUUCCGUCUAAUGGUUAUUAAAUGCCAUAAAGUAGUCUGAUAUGUGAUCUACUGAAUACUGUCUAGAUAACUCUCAUUCAUUUUUCUAAGUCUUUAAUUUAAAAAAAAUUUGAAAUAUUUUUGCACUUGAAUAAAAUAGAAAAUCGUAGUAUUAUUGCAAAUUUAUAAAUUAAGUUGACUCAAAAUAUCUCGAGCUUCUUUCUCCCUUUUCUAUCCAGGAAAAGUGUUGUCAUUUGAACGUCGAGGGUUUCUCAGACCACCAGAAAAGGUAGCCAAACCAGGCCAGUGUUGACGAAAGCCUAAGAAAAAUUAGGUUUAUCAUCAGUAGAGAAUAUGUGUGUUCUUGCUAUAUGUUAACUAGUUUUUUCCUCUUCUUCUCCAGAUUAUCUCCUUUUGAUAUCUCUGCUUAGAGGAAUACAGAAUGUGGCCACAUGUUACUCUUCUACCAAUGUCAGGAUAAAGCAUGCAUUAGGAUCCCUCAGUGGAGAACUAUGUCCAUUCCAUGCUCCUUCCAACUAGUUUGAGAAAUGGCUCCAAAUUUUCCUUAAUAUUAUUCUGAAUUGCUCUAUGAAGUAAAUGUCAGGCAUUUUAUUUCCAUUUCCCUAAAAUAGAGAAUGGGUUGCUAGGGAAAAUGCCUAAGCCAGCCAUAAAGCAUUUCCAAAGGGAGGACAUAGUGAAUAAAAAUGUUAGUUCCUGUCUUGUUUAACAAGCUCUCAAGGCAGCUCCAAGGGGUAGUAAAAUUUAUACUCCUACCAGGACAGCUCCAGACUAUGGCAUCAGCAUGGGAUGGAAAGUAGCCCUGGGAAACAGAAUAGUGUGGUUGCCUGCUACCCUUUACUUAUCUGAAUAGUUUGUCUCUGCUGUGCCCAGGAGGUUUGCACCUCAUGGAGUGGGAGGUGGUGCAAUCAGGUAAGAAUGCUCUUUGCUUACUCCUUUAUCGGAAAAAGGAUGACUGUAAUGUGUGGGCUGGAGUGGAGUGGAACUGAGUUUAAAAUCUGCAGUAACAUAAAAUUAAAGACUAGGUAUUAACAAUGGCUUUGCACUCUGAGUUGCCAUGGGCUGAGAGGGACAGCUGGACAGCCAGAGGGAUUCCAGAGGGACUUGGCAGGACAGAGCAGUGUCAGCCAUCUUACUGCCUCGAAAAACACAGGUAGGAGCACAUCAGACUUCAGUAACACAGGAUUUAUCUCAGUAUCCAUUUUUUCUGAUUCUCAGUUUUCUUAUCCAUAAAAUAGAUUAAAUAAUAUAUGCUUUGUGAGGUUCUUGUGAAGAUUAAAUGAGAUGAAAAAUGCAAAGUGCUGGAGGAACACCUGCAGGAGCUCUAUCCAUGAAAAACUGUUGGCCGGGCACGGUGGCUCACGCCUGUAAUCCCAGCACUCUGGGAGGCCGAGGCGGGUGGAUCACCUGAGGUAGGGAGUUCGAGACCAGCCUGGCCAACAUGGGGAAACCCCGUCUCUACUAAAAAUAAAAAUAUCAGCCGGACGUGGUUGCAGGCGCCUGUAAUCCCAGCUACUUGGGAGGCUGAGUAACAAGAAUUGCUUGAACCCGGGAGGCGGACGUUGUAGUGAGCCAAGAUCGCGCCACUGCACUCCUGCCUGGGCGACAAGAGCUAGACUCCAUGUCACCCCAAAAAAAAAAAAAAAAAAAGAAAAGAAAAACUGUUAUUAUUAUUGACAAAAUAAAAGUAAAGGCUGCAUUCGAGACUGUUAAGAAAUUGUCACAGAAAAUAUUUUUAUUAGUCAUUGUACAGAUAAAGAAAAUGAUUCUCAUAUAAAGAAAAUUUUCUAUUUAAACUUUUUAUUUAAAUUUAAAUGUUCUAGUUAAAAUGAAAAAAUUACGAUGCUUCUGCCUUUUAUGAUGAGAGAUAAGAAGUCAUGUUAGUAGAAGAAUAAAUCAAAAUAUUCCCUUACCUGCAAAAAACUGAUGAGUGUACAAGCCACACUUAAGAAUUUGUGAUCAUGUUUAAGGAAAGAUGACAAUAUGAAGACCUUGAAUACUGCCUUAGUUUUGCAAAAGACCUUGCUAGGCCUUCCUGUUUAGGUCAAGAAAAGUCCCCAGAGAAGGUCUUAAGGAAGAAGAAAGAGGUUAAGAAAACUGGACAUAACCUGAGCCAAAAUUUUGACAUGGAUAUAUCCUCAUAGAACAAGACAAAAUACUGUAAGCAGGGUGGAUGGCUCUGUGUGAUGGUCUUGGUUGCAUACUCCCCUUCACUAAGGUCAAACAAAACCCAAAAAUCUCUUGUAAACACCUCUCAUUUUCAUUGUCCAUGUGGAGAAGAUCAAAGCUUUCAUUUGGCCUAAGUGACAUCCUAACCACUUUACAGCCUAUUCAGGUCCACCUUACAAUAUUGCACAUGUUGGAAAUGAAACUGGCGCUUAUGACUCCCAGAAGUAUAAAUUUUAAUGAAGAUUCUAAAAACUUUAUCUUGGCCCUGUGAUGGUGCAGAUUGAAAAAAAUUUCCAUUUCUGACAUGUCUAUAAUGAACUUCAUUGCUGCUUUUUAAAAGUUUUUCCUUUUGAUAAGAAAUUAAAGACUGAUUUCCUCUUUACAAAAGAAAAUGCCACUUUAUUCCCCAUACACACCCUCUCUCUUAGUAAAACAACUCUGAUUUUUAUAGCUGGGCAUCUUGCCACCCAGUUGAAGAUAUAUUUCCCUUGCAGCUAAAUAAGGCCAAGUGAUUAUGCUCUUGCCAAUAAUAUGUAAACUGAAGUGUAGCAAGGUACUUUUGGGAAGUCUCUUUAAAAAGCAUCAUUUCUUUUGUAUUUGUCCCUUCAUCUUCCUGCUACUCAAGAUGUACAUAUAAUGGCAGGCACUUCUGUAGGCAUUUUGGAUCAUGAAAUGUCUUUGAUGGAAACUAAGAAAAGUAGAGAAACAGAAUUGAAGGUUUCACAAUUCUAAAACCUUUGUAAAAGUUUUGUAAAAGGUUUUACAAUUGAAGGUAAUUAAUAUUACACUAUUAAUUAUAGUAAAGGUCAUGCUUCUGUGGAAAAAAAAAGAGUCCCUUGACAUGAUGGUUCAAACAAGUUAGGAAAGGCAGACUGUGCUUCUCAAAAUCAGCCAGAGAAUCAGACUGGCUGAGCACACUGCCAUCCUCAAUGCAUGGCUUCUAGAUUGCUUUAGCCUUUAUCAUUUGAAGCCAAUAGGAAGCAAGGAGAACAUCAAGGCACAUAAUUAAUGACUGAAAGCAUCCAUCACUUCUGCUCAAAUCAUUUUGGGAAUGUCGUAGUCUUCUUGAUCACACUUGAAUGCUGGGGAAGCUAAGCAGUGUAGUACAACUGGACAAUCAGUUCCUAUGUCCAAGAACUUUUUAAAGACAGUAGGGUAGAAUGCUUACUUGUAAUCAAAAAGCAGUCUCCACCAAAACUGUAGGUCUUCAUAUUCUAUCCAGAUGGUAAAAAGUUUACUUUUCUUUUGUUUAGCUUACUACAUGCUGGGCCUUUAUUAUUUAUAGUUGAACAUCAUCUUCAUUGAUAUACCCCUUUUAUGUUUUUUCAAUGAACCUCAUCUGUAAAUCAUUAAUUGGAUUAUUAGAUAAGUGCUAAAUAAUCCCCAGCUGUAAAAUUCUAAGAAUAAUUAAAACUUCCUUUCUUAACAUUCUUAGUGAACAACUUACAGGUUAAAAAACAAACCCAAAGAGAUUAUUUCCUGCAAAGAGCCUUUAGUAUGGUAGCACCUACUUCUAGAAGGCCUGUCAUAAACUGUCGUCUAGUGAAAGUGAUGAAGAAGAGUGGCUGGGAGUCAAUCUUAGCAGGAGCUGGAACAGGUGAAGCCCUCACCAGUGAAAAAUCUUGACAGAUGCAGCUACUAAGAUUUCCUACUACAAAGAAUCAGUUAGAAAAGCAGGUUAGAGAGUUUGUUUUGUUCAACAAUACUUCAUUAUCUUACUUAUCCCAACAAAAUUUACUCCCAUAGGAUAAGAGACUUAUAUUUGUUGGAAUACUUUUACCUUUGGAGGUGACUGGCAACUUACAUCAAAAAGACUUAAGUAAUGUAUGACAUAUAUCUAGAGUUAUAUUUGUUUGAAGAGAGAGAGCAAGUUGUUUAGAUAAGAGCUUGAUUCCUUGUUCAAAUGAUGUCAACAGAUUCAUUUCUUGGUUCUGCUUCUGAGUUGGCUCCAUUUAUAGGUGAGCCAGAUUUAGGCCCCCAGCAGCACAAAAGAGAGAGUUUGCUUCCCCAUUCAAUAGUCCCAGAAUUGUGCCUCAUUGUUCUGAUUGCACAGACUUGGCUUAUAUCCCUGACAUGAACCCAAACACGAUGACCAGGCAGUGAAACAAGCAGGUUGACUUAACCUUGGUCGCACACCAAACCCUCGUAGAUUGAGAGAGAGUUAGCCUCAUGCUAAGCACAUAAGCUGAAUGUGGGGAAGUCAGCACCCUGUGUUCCAAAAACAGAGAAUAGAUAAUGAGUGUCAGGGACAACAGAUGAAAUCUCCGUGUAUUAUCUUUGUAUUGUCCAAAAUGUAAAACCUCAAAGGGAGACAGUUCAAGGUCUCAUUUAAUUAAUGUAUCCAUCUUCAAGUCUAAACUCUCUGAGGGAUGUGCACCCAGUGAGAUUAGGAUACAGGUCCCCAUGGUUCACUGAUCCAUGGCUAGUAAGUUUAACCAUCCCUACAUACCCACUGUGCAAUGGGGAGGAAGGACCCAGUACCCAUAACCAAAACACAUAUAGAAAGGAUGAGGGGGAAUGGAAAACAAUGCACAAUGAAUCCUACUUCAUAGUACACACCUAUCCCAUGGGCAGGAAAAGCAAUGACUCACUGCUCUGGCCAGACGAAGUCCAAUGUGGCUGACCUUGGCUCUGACCUCUUAAAUCAUUGCCCAUUUCCAUUUAUUUCCCCAUAGCUCCUGGUUCUGGUCUGUGGAAGGAUCCCCCCUUGAGUAUUGUCCUACUUAAGACCUGGGUACUGAGGAUGAUGUCCUUUCAGGGAGCUGCACCUUUUUUGAAGCCCACUUCAUUUUGGUGUAUGUCAGGAGCCCUGAUAAUUAUUUUAGAUGUUGACCAGAAACCUUUGGUGACUUAUCUCCUCUUCUCAGAAAUUUCACAUUCUAGGUUCAAGAGUUUCUAAUACAACAUUCCAGAAGUUAAUUUUAAUACAUUUAGUGCCCUUUUACUUGAAAAAGAUAAAAAGCUCAAAUCAAUCUGGCUUAAGCAAAAGGGGAAUUUUUUGAUGUAGAUAACCGAGAAGUCCAGGGAUAGCAUUGGCUUCAGGUAGAACUUGAUAUCAGCUGUGCACAAUGCAUGGUCUAUUGAUCUGCUUCCUCUAUGUCUAUUUCAUUCUCAGACUCCCUAUGGUGGCGACCAGUAUCUUCAAACUCAUACCAGAGUAAAGCCUUAUCCAUUUGGAGUUCUUUCUGAUGCAUUAUGUGAGAAAAACAAGCAAACAAAUGAACACUUAUUUGUAUUGGAAUUGCACUAAAUUUAUACAUGAAACUGAAAAAAACUGAUAUCUUUAUGAAGCUGCAUAAUCCUAUCCAAGGACAGACGUCUCCUUCCAUUUGCUUUUGCUUUACUAAUUUGAAUCUAUGUUAUUUGUUUUGGAUACAUCUGGAAUUGACUUUUUUGCAUGAUGUAAGAAAUAACAGUUCUUCCUGGAUCAGCCCUCUCCCGUCUGUCAUCUCCAACAGAUACAAAGCCAGCUUUAAGAAGACCAAACCUACAAAAAUCAUUCAUGCUUUCUGCCUCCAUGUUUUUCUUUCCAACCUAGUUCCUCCAGAAAAUGUAAAAGAGCAACCGAACCGUCAACUGGUACAAUGACUUCUACACGUCAGACCUCGGCCACGCCACAGUCAUCAGAUUAUUCUAUCACAGGGUCUCUCAACCGUGGAAUAUGGUCUCCAAGGGAAACAAGCCAGAGAGGGCUCAGGAGCACUGCUAUAAAGAGUAGGCAAAUGGAAAUCUUUCCCCAAAGGGCACACUGGGAUUGUUAGGCGAGGGCUGCUCAAUCCAUUAAAAGUUUAAACUCGAAAAAAAAAAAGAAAAAAAAAACCUUUUGAAAAAAUACAGAAAGCAACCUGUUCUAGAUUUUAUGUAUAAAAGAGAGUUUAUUCAGGGGACUGAAAUGUUGACAGUGAAUCAACUGGGAGGAUAUUUUCAAUCAGAACCGUAUGACUGACAGCUUUCAUAUUAUUAAUGCACAUACUAGGAGACAUCAAAUUUGAAGGGCAGGCAUUGUGCUAAGUCAGACUUCUACCUUAAAAUGCAUUACAUUUUGUCUGUAAAUCAAGGUCAGUUAUUAAAUUAAGGUGCUCUCAUCCCUAAAUACUUUAUUCCAUCAUCGUGUGUAAUUAAUCACAAACCCCUUACUUGGGGUUCUUUAGAAAGUGAUGAGCAAAACCCAUAAAAAAUUAAGAGAAAAAAUAACAGGUAUCUUUUAAAAAACAGGGAAUAAGUGCAAGGAAAUUUAAGUAUAAGUAAAAAAAUUUGCACGAUCCUUUAAAUAGAUAAUAGAUAUAAUAAUAAUAAUUUUGCAGCCCUACAAUUCCACAGCAUAUUAAUCUUUUCAAAUCUGUUAUUUUUCAUCAUUAAAACAAUCAUGUAAAACAGGUGGAGUACUUCAAUAUUCCAAUUUCACAGAUGCAUACACUGAGUCAAGGAAAAGUUAAGUAUCUAUUAAGUCAUCCAGCUUACCGGAUAUGGAACUGAGACUUGAAAGCAUAUCUUCUAAAUCCCACCUCUUCUCCAGAGAUAGUGUCAGGACAUAGAAAGCAGAAGUUAAACUGUAUGAGCUAUUCUGCCUUCCAUAUUUAUUUUUCCCAAGAAGUAAUUUUAAAAAAACAUUGGAGAUAAUGCUUUUGAAGCACUUUGCUAAAUGCUAAAUUGUCCAAACACUUUGGAAAAAAGUGGCAGUUUCUUAAAAAAUUAACAAAGAAUUACCAUAUGACCCAGCAAUUCCACUCCUAGCCAUGUACUGAGGAGAACUGAAAAUAUAUGUCCAUGUAAAAACUUAGAGUUAAAUAUUUGUAGCAGCUUUAUUUAAAAUAGCCAAAAAGUGGAAACAACCCCCCAAAAAUGUACCUCAGUGAUGGAUGUAUAAAUAAAACAUGUUGUAUACAUAACAAGGAAAUAUUAUUUAGCCACAAAAAGAAAUGAAGUUUCUUUUUCUAUUAGUUGGCCAUAAAAAGAAAUAAAGUGUUUUUUGUUUUGUUUUGUUUUGUUUUUUUGUAGCAUGUACUGACCUGGAAAACCUCAUGCUAAGUGAAAGAAGGCAGUUACAAAGGACCACAUAUUUUUGAUACCAUUUAUAUAACAUGUCUAGAACAGGCAAAUCUAGAGAGAUGGAAAGUAGGUUAGUUGUUGGCUAGUACUAGAGUAAGCAAGCAGGGAUUGAAGGGUAUUGGCUAAGGAAUACAGGGUUUCUUUCUGUGGUGCUUUUCUUAAAAAGUUCUAAAAUUGAUUGUUGUGUUGUUUGCACAAUGCCGUGAAUAUCCUAAAAGCUACUGAAUGAUACACUUUAAAUGGGUGAAUUGUAUGGUAGGUAAAUUAUGUCUCAAUAAAACUGUUAAAAAACACACAGGCAUACUCUGUUUCAAAUGUUGCCUAAGAUUAUCUCUGCAUUCAAAAGAGAUAAAAGAAACCCUCUUUCUUUACUUCCUUUACUUUUUCUUCUAUUAGUCUUCCCAGUUUUUAGGAUCCAGAACUCAAGUUCUUGUGAUAAGUUAUUUGCAAAGUACGAAGGAGUUUGAUCCACUUUGAUUUGCCUGAGAUCUAAACCCAGAUGUAGUGUUUUGAUGGGCAUUCUGAGUUUUCAACAUCCUACUGACAGAAAGACUGGCUGGAAGGACACAAUCCUUCUGUACAAAGGACACUGAGUAUUCUUUAAUCUUGUAUCUGUUUUUGUUUCUGUCUCUUACCUGGAUUCUUGUGUUGCAUUAUCCACACUUACACAUAACAAUUCAUAACACUUCAACUCUAGGCCAUUAGAUUGGGUGUGGGGGGGGGGGUUUAAAAAACCCUGUAGCCAGGCAUGAUGCCUCAGGCCUGUUAUCUCAGCAUUUUGGGAGGCCGAGGUGGGAGGAUGGCUUGUGGCCAGGAGUUCAAGACCAGCCACAGCAAUGUAGUCAGAUCCUGUCUCUACAAGAAAAUCAAAAAACUAGCCAGCCAUGUCACCAUAUGCCUGUAGUCCCAGCUACUCAAGAGGCUGAGGUGGGAGGAUUGCUUGAGCCCAGGAAGUUGAGGCUGCAUGAAUUAUGAUUAAAGGACUGCACCCCAGCCUGGGCACACAGCAAAAUGCUGCUUCUAAAAAAAAAUUUUAAAAAUGAAUACAGAAAGAAAAAUUUAAAAAUAAACACUGUAACCACUAUUACUUACUUGACUUCCCAUCUUUCCUUUUUCUAGCUUUUAGAGAAACGGCUCUUAGUAUCUCUGUAAACCACCUACCUAAUCACUAGCUUAAUCUGAUAUAAUAAAAUAAAAUUUACAUAAAAUCAUUCCCAUAGUAACUAUCUACACAAUUAGAUAUAAUAGUUCUCUAAUUUUAAGAGGUAACUGUUCUCUUUUCAGGUGCAAAGUUAACCUAAAACACAGCACAAUGUUUUUUUAAAAAAUACAUUAGUCAAAUCUAAGCAGGCAUAUUAAACAAUAAAAGGAGGUGAUUUCAUUACAUGCACAAGGCUGAAAACUUUUUUCUCACUUAAUUAUUUAAAGAUUGUGAACUCUUUGAUGUAAGAAUGUGUUUUUUAAUUCAUUUUUAUGCCUUUACAUUUCUUGAAUAUCUUGAAUAUUUCCUACUAUAU
Messenger RNA from Pan troglodytes (chimpanzee), 26886 nucleotides. RefSeq lists its product as uncharacterized. Lineage: Eukaryota; Metazoa; Chordata; Mammalia; Primates; Hominidae. The record is from RefSeq and is a predicted model, not a curated record. The transcript is spliced from 6 exons. The coding region runs from base 23579 to 23908 and encodes 109 amino acids.